CAUUCGAAAGAUCCGUCCAUCCAAGAUUUUUCUUCUCUGUCCCUCUCUCGCGCGCGCGCUCUCCUCACAACACACACAAGACAGUCUCGAUCUCUUCUCCUCCUAGCCACCAACAUAUAAAGCAAGCUCUCACACACACACAGAACCCACAAGCUCAAACCAAAACUCAGCGGAACGACAGUCUGCAAUCGCAGCAGCUGAUCUGCUUCUAAGCAUAUCAGUUAUUGGAUGGCCUUCUUCUUCAUCCUUGCUUGCACCCUCAUUUUUCUAGCCAUCGCCUACUACUUCCAGUACGCACGCUGGCAGAAGGGGAGAGGCCGCUCCGGCGGCGGCCAUGAGAAGCAGGCUUCUUCUUCCUUGAAGUCGCUGCCUCCUGGCUCCAUGGGCUGGCCUUACCUCGGCGAGACCCUCCAGCUCUACUCCCAGGACCCCAACAUCUUCUUCGCCUCCAAACAGAAGAGGUACGGCGAGAUCUUCAAGACGCACCUCCUGGGUUACCCCUGCGUGAUGCUGGCGAGCCCGGAGGCGGCGCGGUUCGUCCUGGUGACGCAGGCGCACCUGUUCAAGCCGACCUACCCUCGGAGCAAGGAGCGCAUGAUCGGGCCGUCGGCGCUCUUCUUCCACCAGGGCGACUACCACCUCCGCAUCCGCAAGCUCGUCCAGGGCGCGCUCGGCCCCGACGCGCUCCGCGCGCUCGUCCCUGAGGUCGAGGCCGCCGUGCGCUCCACUCUCGCUUCCUGGGACGGCCAUGUCAGGAGCACGUUCCACGCCAUGAAGACGCUGUCGUUUGAUGUGGGCAUCGUGAUGAUCUUCGGCGGCGGCCGGCUGGACGAGCGGCGCAAGGCGGAGCUAAGGAAGAACUACUCCAUCGUGGAGAAGGGGUACAACUCCUUCCCCAACAGCCUACCGGGGACGCUCUAUUACAAGGCGAUGCAGGCGCGGCGGCGGCUGCAGGGCGUGCUGAGCGACAUCAUGCGCGAGCGGCGGGAGCGCGGCGAGCCGGGCACCGACCUGCUGGGCUGCCUGAUGCAGUCCCAGGGCGACGACGGCGCGCCGCUCCUGAGCGACGAGCAGGUCGCGGACAACAUCAUCGGCGUGCUGUUCGCGGCGCAGGACACGACGGCCAGCGUGCUCACCUGGAUCGUCAAGUACCUCCACGACCACCCCAAGCUCCUGGAGGCCGUCCGGGCGGAGCAGGCGGCCGUCCGCGAGGCCACCGACGGCGGUAGGCUGCCGCUGACGUGGGCGCACACGAGGAGCAUGGCGCUGACGCAUAGGGUGAUUUUGGAGAGCUUAAGGAUGGCGAGCAUCAUCUCCUUCACAUUCAGGGAGGCCGUGGCCGACGUGGAGUACAAAGGGUUCCUUAUCCCCAAGGGGUGGAAGGUGAUGCCGCUCUUCAGGAGCAUCCAUCACAGCCCGGACUACUUCCAGGAUCCACACAAGUUCGACCCUUCUAGAUUCCAGGUGGCGCCGCGGCCGAACACGUUCCUGCCAUUUGGGAACGGCGUGCACGCGUGCCCCGGGAACGAGCUGGCCAAGCUCGAGAUGCUGGUCCUCAUCCACCACCUGGUCACCGCCUACAGGUGCGUUCAUCUCCUCGCAGCUUCUCCCUAUAUUUCCGCUUGUACAUACCCUUGUGCACCAGGACGACACAUAUGGCUGGUGCCACUCGAUCCAUCGCCCACUGCACCUCUCCUCCUAUAUGAGCAUCAUCGUCAUCAGCACGUGGGAGAUAUAUACUGGUGGGAGAUUGUUGGAUCCAGUGAUGAGGUCGAGUACAGCCCAUUCCCUGUGCCCAAGCAUGGCUUGCCUGUCAAACUAUGGAGGGAGAACAGUACGGUGGACAGAAAGGGGCGUCAGACCGAUGACGAUGAUGUGGAGGAUAUAAUAGUUUGACUUAGGCAUUAAUUUAACCAAGCUAGCUAGAGAUGUUUUUUCUUUAUUUCUUGUUUUUUUUUCUUUGCUCGCCCUUCUCCUCAAUCAAAAAUAUUUUGAAGGAGAAGAAACGGCAGCGUUCUCUUUUCGUUUUCUUUGGCUUUCCCCGAUAAUGAUGAGAAUGUAAUUAAGCUGUCUGGACAUCAGUGGUCCAGUAUCGUCGUUGCUAUAUAUAGUAUUCAUCACCCGAAACAGGGGGAGCGGUAUUGCCCCCCUUUUGAUCUA
This is a messenger RNA of Sorghum bicolor (sorghum), 2160 nucleotides long. RefSeq names its product abscisic acid 8'-hydroxylase 3. Lineage: Eukaryota; Viridiplantae; Streptophyta; Magnoliopsida; Poales; Poaceae. The record is from RefSeq and is a predicted model, not a curated record. The transcript has 7 exons. Gene Ontology annotation, molecular function: (+)-abscisic acid 8'-hydroxylase activity; heme binding; iron ion binding. The coding region runs from base 229 to 1896 and encodes 555 amino acids. Gene Ontology annotation, biological process: sterol metabolic process.